Messenger RNA from Terrapene triunguis (Three-toed box turtle), 873 nucleotides. RefSeq names its product olfactory receptor 10V1-like. NCBI's taxonomy places the organism in Eukaryota, Metazoa, Chordata, Testudines, Emydidae. The transcript has a single exon. Bases 1 to 873 code for a protein of 290 amino acids. The record is from RefSeq and is a predicted model, not a curated record. Gene Ontology annotation, cellular component: membrane. Gene Ontology annotation, biological process: G protein-coupled receptor signaling pathway. Gene Ontology annotation, molecular function: olfactory receptor activity; G protein-coupled receptor activity.
AUGGGGGAUGAAAACCGAACUGGAAUGACUGAAUUCUACUUCCGUCCCUUCUCGAGUCUCCCCAAUGUGCAGCUGCUGAUUUUCCUGAUCCUCCUGCUCAUGUACAUGGUCAGUGUCUGUGGGAAUGGCACCAUUGUGCUCAUUGUCUGUACCGAUCGCUCCCUCCAUACCCCCAUGUACUUCUUCCUGGCCAACCUGGCAGCUAUGGAGAUCUGCUACUCCACCAUCAUCGCCCCACUGACCCUGGCCAAUCUUACAUCUUUGAGGAAGGCCACCAUCUCCCUGGCUGGCUGUGGCACCCAGAUGUUCUUCUUUAUCUUCCUGGGAGGUGCUGGAUGUAUCCUGUUGGCUUUCAUGGCAUAUGACCGAUAUGUGGCUAUCUGCCACCCACUGCGCUACACCCUCAUUAUGAGCUGGACUGUCUGUGUGAGCAUUGUAGCUGCAUCCCUGGCACUGGGCUUCUUGGUAUCCCUUAAUAUGACCAUCCUGAUCUUCCACCUGCCAUUCUGUGGCACCAAUGAAAUCUACCAUUUCUUCUGUGACAUUCCUGCUAUUCUGCGUCUGGCAUGCAGCAACACCCAUGUCCACCAGGUCGCCCUCUAUAUUUGUAGUGUCAUAAACGUGGCCAUCCCUUUCCUGUUGAUUUGCUUCUCCUAUGCCUUCAUUGUGGUCGCCAUCCUGCGGAUCAGCUCUGGAGCUGGCCGGCACCGCACCUUCUCCACCUAUUCCUCCCACUUGAUGGUUGUUGCCCUGAUGUACGGCUGCAGCAGCUUCAUAUACUUACACCCUAGUUCCAGCUACUCCCCAGAGCAAGGCCGGGUAGUGUCUGUGGUGUACACCUUCGUCACUCCUGUCAAUACAGGAACUCCUUGA